Molecule: messenger RNA, 978 nt
Organism: Paramecium tetraurelia
Lineage: Eukaryota; Ciliophora; Oligohymenophorea; Peniculida; Parameciidae
Exons: 2
Source: RefSeq, a predicted model, not a curated record
AUGAGUAAUCAAUUAGGAGUGGGUUUUGGAGCCUACAAAUUCCAAACCAUCAUAAGCAAUGAAAUGAGAGUGACCAAAGACUCCGUUCAUCGCACUCGAAUACAAACAGAAUCAAGAAAAUCGAUAUAAGACAAGUGUAAAUACUAAUUCCAAAAUGCGAAGAAAAAAAUUAUUCAAAAGCUCCAAGACCCCAAUGAAAGGGAACGCUUUAACACACUCAUUCAAGUAGACAAAGGUUCUGAUGAUAGUCUAUCUGGUGAUCCCGAUAACCAAAUGGACUAAUUACUCGAAUAAAAAAAAAAGAAAGAAAAAGAAUUUGAACUCUAUAUUUCGGAAUCCAGCAGUUUCAGCGGAAUCGACUCUGAUGUUAGUCAAGAUGACUCCUUAUAAGAGGACCUCAAGAAGUCUCAAGGCCAAAAGGAGGAGAACAAAUUGGCAAGUUAAAAUCUUAAAGCCUUAAACACUCCUACUAUUCUUAAAUCCCCUCAAAUUUCUUAAUCAAGAGCGCAAGUUGCCCUGCAAAAAGUCAAGGCGAUGAAGAACACCAGACACCCAGUAGUCAGAAAGGACAUUGACUUUUUAAGAAGCUUAUGUCAAAAUUAGAACUUUGUUAAUAACGAAAAAGCCAUUCUGGACGAGUAUAAAUUAGACAAGGAAAUUUGUGUCGACAUGGAUUGUCAAGAUAUCGUCACAUUCAUGAGACUUCAACACGAAGUUGAUGAAAUGAGAAGAAAGCAAACUGAAUUCAAUUCUCAAAAAGAAAGACAUUACGAAGUAACUAAAAAUCUCCCCAAAAAAACAGAAAGCAAAACAAAUACCAAAUCAGAAGAAAAUGGAAUUUGCACCUUCAUGAUGGCCAAAAGGUUUAUUAAAACUCUGAAACUAAAAGUUGAGCAAAAACAGCCCAAACCAUCCAUUUAAGCUAUCAAUCUUCUUAGAAAAAGCACAAGGGGCUCAACUUUAAAGACUUAAUAUUGA